Messenger RNA from Asparagus officinalis (garden asparagus), 773 nucleotides. RefSeq lists its product as uncharacterized. Bases 54 to 773 code for a protein of 239 amino acids. Lineage: Eukaryota; Viridiplantae; Streptophyta; Magnoliopsida; Asparagales; Asparagaceae. The transcript has a single exon. The record is from RefSeq and is a predicted model, not a curated record.
UCGACGAUGUUGCAAGGUUAUUGCAAAAGGGCGAAGAAAGAGGUUUUCCAGGAAUGUUAGGAAGUCUAGACUGUAUGCAUUGGCAAUGGAAAAAUUGUCCAACAGCAUGGGCAGGACAAUACUCAGGUCGUCAUGGAGGUCCAACCAUUAUUCUUGAGGCAGUAGCAUCAUAUGAUCUAUGGAUAUGGCAUGCAUACUUUGGCUUACCAGGAUCCAAUAACGAUAUUAAUGUAUUGCAGUCGUCUAAUUUGUUCGACAAUCUAUCACAAGGUAUUGCUCCUCCUGCUCAUUACACAAUUCAAGGAAAAAAUUAUGAUGUCGGUUAUUAUUUGGCCGAUGGCAUAUAUCCGAAAUGGCCAACACUUGUUCAAACCAUUUCUAAUUCCGAUGAUAAAAAGAAACAAUAUUUUGCAAUGAUGCAAGAAGCAUGUCGAAAAGAUGUUGAGCGGGCAUUCGGUGUUCUCCAAUCACGAUUUGCUAUCAUCAAGGGGCCAGCCCGUUUUUGGGAUAAACGAACUCUGCAUGAUAUCAUGACUGCUUGUAUUAUAAUGCACAAUAUGAUUGUCGAAGAUGAACGCGACGAGCAAGAAGAUGUUGUCAUUUCAACUCCACAAUCAAUUCCGAAUGCUGAAAAUAUGGAGAUAACCGAAACUGAACGAUUCCAACGGUUUCUUGCUCGACAUAAGAGGUUGAAAAACAAAGAAGCUCAUUUUGCACUUCGAAAUGCAUUGAUUGAACAUUUGUGGGAAAGACAUGGAAAUGAAGCUAUGUAA